AUUCUCUUCCUACGAAAUCCUAUAUUGUUUAGAUCAUUUUAUAUAGGCAUACGAAUCUCCCUUAUGUACAAAUGGACAAUGCUAAAAUUUGAUGAAAAUUCUGAGAAUUAUUCUACAGUCAUGAAUAGAUGUCACCAGGAAGCUGGUGAUAUGAUUCUUGCUGGUUGUCUCUUAAAUGGUGGCUUGUUCAUCAAAAUGGGACAAGGCUUGACCACAAUGAGUCACCUUAUUCCAACCCAAAUAACGUCUACUCUUGAGGCUCUUCAUGACAAAGCAAUCGCUCGAUCUCCAAAUGAAGUCAAACGCAUUUUUAUGAAAGAUUUCGGUUCUUCUCCCGAGGAACUCUUCGAAGUGUUUGAAGAAAAACCUUUCGCUGCAGCCAGCUUAGCUCAAGUUCACCGUGCUGUGACUAAAGAUGGGAAAGAGGUCGCUGUUAAAGUUCAGUAUGAAGAUCUGAGAGAUCGUUUCCAUAGUGAUAUAGGCACCCUUGAAUUCCUCUGCCGCUUUGUUAACUUCAUUCAUCCCAAGUUUAAAAUGGCUUGGAUUUUGCAUGAUCUCAAAGAGACCCUUGCUCAAGAGCUGGAUUUUGAGCAGGAAGCGGCAAAUAGCGAACGCUGUCGAGAUGAUCUUAUUAGUAUGGGAACUUUAAAGCCGGAUGGGGAUGUUCAUGUACCUGCGAUUGAACAUAAACUCUCUUCAAAACGUGUUCUCACCAUGGAAUUUAUCCAUGGCAUUAAAAUCAAUGAUAAGGAAAGUCUUCGAAAUGCCGGCUUUUCUCUGGCUUCAAUCGAUAAAAUCAUGGUGACCGCUUUCGGGCGUCAAAUCUUUUGCAGUGGGUUUGUUCACGCUGAUCCUCACCCUGGCAACCUGUUUGUAAGGCGUCGACCUUCUCCAACUUCUCAAUCCUGGCUGCAGCGGAUUUAUCGAUUUUUUGUUGAGUACUUCCUUGAAACACCCGCCCAGCUAGUAAUUAUUGAUCAUGGCUUGUAUCAGAAUAUCUCUAAUGAAGAAAGGCUUGCCUUGUGUGAUAUGUACAGAGCGAUUUUAGACAAUGAUGAGAAAAGUAUGCAGAUAAAUGCCCAACGGCUUCAUGUCUCUGAUUAUGCAACAUUUGGCGAGAUUAUAAUCCAACGACCUUGGCGACGAAUUGGACGCACUCUGCAUAGUAAACUGACAGAGGACGACAAAGCCUACAUUCGAAUGCAAGCUGAGAUGUACUUCGAUCGUAUUCUUGACGUUCUGUAUGAAAUGCCCAGAUCACUGCUUCUUACUGUUAGGAAUUUGAAUAUGAUGCGCUCCAUUUGUCGAAGUCACGAUGAUCAAAUAAAUCACCAUGAAUACCUCAUCUACUGGGCUAUUAUUGGUGGUCAGAUCGCGGAUCAACGUGUUCCGUACUCUGGCAGUGUUACUAAAGCUUGGUUCAAAUUGGAACACUAUAGACUCAUUUUAAGGUGGGAGGCACUGAAGAAUUGGAUUCAAUUGCUGUCUGUUCAUUGUCUUGCUUUGUGUGGAUUGGCGUCAGAUUUGAGGGAAAUUGAAUCAGUGGCAAUUCAAAGUGCUAAGGAGAAACGAAUGCAGCUGAUGGGAGUUUCAAGUACCUAA
Messenger RNA from Rodentolepis nana, 1602 nucleotides. The record is from the annotation of a GenBank genome assembly. Lineage: Eukaryota; Metazoa; Platyhelminthes; Cestoda; Cyclophyllidea; Hymenolepididae.